Molecule: messenger RNA, 4039 nt
Organism: Dromaius novaehollandiae (emu)
Lineage: Eukaryota; Metazoa; Chordata; Aves; Casuariiformes; Dromaiidae
Gene: TMEM237
Product: transmembrane protein 237
Exons: 14
Coding region: 81-1310 (409 amino acids)
Biological process (GO): cilium assembly
Cellular component (GO): ciliary transition zone
Source: RefSeq, a predicted model, not a curated record
CGGCGGCCCCGGAAGCGCGCGGCGGCUCCGCCCCGUUGCCUGCGCGGCGGCGGCGGAGCGCGGGCGGGUGCGGGCGCGGCAUGGCGGCGCCGCGGGCGGGCCCCGGCCGGGGAGCAGCUUCAGAUGAUAUGGGAAAGAAACAAGUGUGCCCCCCUCGUGCCCUCCCUCCAGUGCCAAGUGGAAGCCAAGAUGAGAUUCCACUCAGUCGUCCAAAAAAAAGGAAGCCCAAAGGAAAGACUCCAUUAGAUGGUAUUGUGCAAGCAGCUGUUCGGCGGCAGUCUGAAAGCAGUGAGCCCCUAACCCCUGAACCUCAUGAUGUCCCUCCUCAGAGGAAACGCAAGAAGAAGAAAGUACCUCCUGAUUCUGAGACCUCUUUUACCCAGCAGAAUGUUGCAUCCUUAUUUCAGAAUGGAAAUAGCAUGGAUGUCCCGGAAGCUGAAGAAACAGUGAUCCGCAAACAGAGAAAAAGAACUAAGAAACCUCGGCCAGCAGAAAUGCAGUGUUCCAAUGAGCUAGAAGUGGAGGAGGAAGACAUCAUUGAAGAUGAGCACAGAAAGAGCCCAGAUCAGCAGCCUGUGUUUGCUGCUCCUACUGGGAUUAGCCAGCCUGUUAGCAAGGUGUUUGUUGAAAAAAAUCGGCGUUUCCAGGCAGCUGAUCGUGCAGAAUUGAUUAAAACCACCGAAAAUAUUAACGUACUUAUGGAUGUGAAGGCUUCAUGGACCACCAGAGAUGUUGCCCUCUCAGUGCACCGAAGUUUCAGGGUGAUUGGACUCUUUACCCAUGGCUUCCUUGCUGGGUGUGCUGUAUGGAACAUCAUUAUUAUCUACGUUUUGGCGGGAAAUCAGCUUUCCACGGUUUCUAACCUCCUCCAGCAGUAUAAGACACUAGCAUACCCAGCUCAGAGUUUGUUCUAUUUGUUGCUGUCUAUCAGCACUGUCUCAGCCUUCGACAGGAUUGAUCUGGCAAAAGCAUCCAUUGCACUGAGGGGCUUUCUUACCCUAGACCCAGCAGCAAUAGCCUCUUUCUUGUACUUUGCUGCUCUUAUCUUAUCCUUGAGCCAGCAGAUGACAUGUGACAGAAUUAACCUCUACACCCCACCUUCAGAAAAUGGCAGCAUCUGGAUGGCAGGUACAGAGGAAGAAAUUCUUCAGCCAUGGAUUGUGGUGAAUUUGGUGGUGUCUAUUCUGGUUGGGACAAGUUGGAUUUUCCUGUCUUACCGACCAGAGCUAGACCACGGUGAAGAACUGAUGUUUCAUGCUGAAAUUGAGGAAUUUCCCCAGGGGGAUAUCUUACCCAAAGUCCAGCCAUAGUGUGGAACAAACAUCUUCAAAUACUGUAGCUGUGACCGAUGGCUCAACAUUUUCUUUGUUUUGUAGCCAUAUAUUUUACCUUUCAUAAAGCAAAAAUUGUAUUUUUGUAUUGUAUAUAUUUGGUUUUGUUUGAUCUUUUAUGUAUGCUAUUUUUUAAAUUUCCAAAGAUGACUGAGAACUUUUAUACUUCUGCUUUUUGUUUUAUAAAGUAAAUUAUCUCUAGUGCAUAAAGUCAAGCUGGUUAUGUAAACACUGCUGCCUAGAUAGCCAAAAAAAAUAGAUGGAUGCAGAAGAUCAGGUAUUCAGUGUUUUUAGCCAACUCUACGUUCUUCAACAACCUGCACUUUGUUAUUGAUGCUGAUAUCAGCUCAUACAAUUAGGUUGUCUGACUUGGCUAAAUAUUUUCUAGAGAUUAUAACAAAUCUCCUUAUGAAGAAAGCAGUUUAAGAAAGGUUAUCACAAAACACAAAGUUAGCAUGUAAUAAACAUUUCAAAGUUAAGCAUAAAACAAUUUUAGUUGUCAUAAAAAAUAUUUUUCUAGAGUAUGGGGCUGGAUUGUCAAGGACUUGGUUUGAUAAUUCCUUAAAAGAGGACGCUUUUCUUUUUCGUAUCUGUUUAGCUCUCUUGACAAAGGUACUGAUGAUACCAAGCUCUUGUAAGAUGGUGUAGAUGCAAGAAACAGAAGUUUUAACGUUGCAGCAGUUUGGCCAGCUAUUGAAUACCUAAAAUGUCCUUUAAUCAAGUGGGGCUUUUUGGGUUGCCAGUAGAAAAUAUGUCAUGUAACUACUUGGUAGUCAGGAUGUGCAACUGUUACAAGGCCAGUCACAGGAAUAGUGUUCUAAUUUCUAUUUAUCUUGUGUGGUAUGGUAAGAGUAAUAGCCUUACUCAUUGCUCUUUCUAGAGAAACUUGGGAUUCACAGAUGUUACUUCAACCUAUUUUGAUGGAGAAUGAUUUCUUCCAAAAUUAUGUUUGUGGCUUUGUGUUAGGAAUGAAACAGGAAAUUUCUUCCUAAAAUUAUAAGAAAAUGCUUAUUAAAGCAAAAUAAAAACCCUACAGCAACCUACCUUCUAUGUAGUGACAUUCUAGUAGUAGUGGCAGUUCAUUGUUUUUGAUGACAGCCAAGAUUUUUUUCCUCUAUAUUUCAGCAGCAAAUACAGAUGUCUGCCAGGACAAGGCAACGUCCUAAGCAGACGUAGGCAAGAAUUAGUUUAAAAUCCAUUUCUCAAGAAAUAUCCCCUAAAGUAUACAUCCUAUUUGUGUAUUUAAUAUGUAUUGAUUUUACACUGUUAUAUUUAAUACAUGUGUCUAAGUGGGUUUGUGAAGGCGUGCAGUUCGCUGGAGAACUGCAAUUUGUAGUGGUGAAGAUGAGAGUAGCCAGAUGGUAAAGGGCCAGUAACUUUUUAUGCUGUUACCUCUGUUGCUUUAGAGUAAGAAUGAAAAGAUGAGUAAUGAGGGCUCUUGCUGCCCUGUAGAACACUGUUAUCCUCAUCCAGCACAUGUAGGAAACUCUAAAUUUCAGUGUUCCUGAUGUUUUUAGAACGCUGUGAGUAAUCUUGAAUAAGAUGGUUCCACCAAAAUUAAAAGGACAUGUUCCAUUGCUGUUGGCCAUAUUCUAGAGCAUUUACUUCAUCGUGGGAAAAAGAUGUUAACUUUUUAUGCAAAUUGUUAUGGCCCUUGUGUAUGUAUUUUUGAAUGAUUGAAGAGCUAAAUUAUGCCUUGCACUGCACUAUACACUAAAAUGGAGAGCGUUAGGGUGGCACCCCUCUUCAGUGUGACAUUGGAGGGGCUUUUGUCUCGAUUUGGAGGAGGAGAUGGGGGAAGAGGCACUACUUAGUGUUUCCUUGUAGGUUUCCACCCCAGGGGAGAUGAGCAUAGGACUGUCUUCACAGGUGGUGUGUUUGAUUUGCAGAAUCGCUGCGUUCCUGAAGGUAAGAUUAAUGCUGGCUUCUAGGUCUGUGUGCUGUUUGACGUUCCUGUCAAGUUGGGCUUGAUAAGAAGUGUAAUUUUGCCCAUAAAGAGGAAGUAUGGAGCUCAGCGCUCAACAGUCCUAAGACGUCAGAUCAGUACAGGAAAAACUUGAAUAACUUAACUGCUUGAUUUAAUUUCUGCCAUUGUUGCUAGGAAUGGGCCUUCUAAGUGUCCGUUUGACAGAGCACACGCUAGCCCAGAGCCAGAUACGUUCUCGUUCUGAGGUAUGGGGUUGGCUUAAAUGAAUGAGCAGGGGUUAAGUUAAUGAUCUUAAUGUGGUAUUUCAAACUAGGCUUGCCUUUCUGGUUUAUAUUUUGGGGAAGGUCUGGAUAUAUUCAUAUUUGAAUUAACAAGGUUUGAAAUUUGUAAUGUAAAAUCACAUAAAAGUAAACAAUUUGGCUAAUUACAUUUUUUACAAAGUACUUUUCAUUCCUUUAAGCCUCACAGAGGACCUUGAGUUCAGUUGAGGGCUUUUUUGUUUAGCUACUUGGAAAGUUUAUAACUUCGUAAAGUUUACAAAAUAGAUAUUUAAUUAAACAAUAUGCAGUAUCUGUGGAAGCCUUAACUGAAAUGCUUUUGUGCAUUUCUAUACCGUUGUUUUUAAUGCAGUAUUUUUGUGUUUAAUGAAAAAUAUUACCUGGAAGUUAGUGCCAAUUUCUCAUUUUUAAGUAUAUAAAACACUGAAACUGAUCUAUACUGCUGUUAAAACUCACUGUACUACUUUGUACUGUUUCCAAAUAAUUGGCAUAUUUAAAAUGAA